AUGAGCUGGUUAAUAUUAUUUACUGUAAAUGAUACAAAAGCUGCAGUAGCUAUGUGUGUUCGAUUUCUGGCACAAAAGUACCACUUCUUCAAUGGUUCUCAAUGUGUUACUCUUAAAAAUUCUGAUCCGCAAGCGAGUAAGAUAUAUCAUAAAAAUUUUAAUCAAGAAUCAGAGACUGUACACAAAUUAUAUAAACAAUCGUAUAAUGGCUGUUAUAAAGGUUGUGUAAUGGCGACAAGAGACAAAAUUUACAAAUUAAUGCCAGGAUCAGAUGUUGCGUAUGCAUGUUUGAAUUUCCGGUUAAGUUAUGCCAGAGACUGCGUGAAUCAAACCUUUCUGCUUAGCGUUCUGCUUCUGAGCGGCUAUUGCAUUGUUUGUGUAAAGACAUCUUCAUCAGCACUCGAAUUUACUUAUUGUGAUUAUUUUAGAGCUUACGACAAAAGUAAUCAGCAGGAACAUACUGCAUCUUAUCAUACAAGGAAUAGUGAGGAGUUGAAAAGCAUUAUGAAGGAUUUUUCCAUAACACGGUUGUUGAUUAUCGCAUACAGAGAUUGUAAUAGCACAAUUAUAAGCACAUUACGUUCCAACUUGAAGAAAAGUAAGCUGAAAUGUACCUGUAAUUCAAUGUAUAAGGAUCAAGUACUAAGUAAUUUACCACAGCUUCUUGAAGGAACUGAGAUAGUGUUGCUUCUAUUAUCUGCACUGGAUGCUAAUGUAGUAUUAGAGAGAAUGUUGCACUAUGAAAUAAAAGAAGUUUUAAUUCUUACAACAGGCAUACCAGUACAGGUCCUUAGAGGAAUGGAAAUGAUGUACAGCAAAUUUAACUUGAUUAAUCUUCCAAACAGCGAGGAUAAUGAUAUAGUAUUAGAUACCGAAAAUGGUGCAGAGUUUCUACAGGAAUCUGACUUAAAUAAUAUAUUUGAAAUCUUACCAAUGUUCAAUACAACCUACGACGGAAAGAAAAGUUCUUACUCACGAAUACCACUUCUGAAAGAGACGUGGAGGGUUGCAAGCAUUCAGUAUGCUCCGUAUUGCAUUGUGCUGCCAUUUCAGCCAGUGAAUGACAUUUGCGUAGUUGGUGUACCAUGUCUUGUUCCUGACACACCUGAAAAUGAUACAAAAUGGAAUGAUGCUUGCUGCUCCGGUAUGGCAGUGGAUCUACUAAAGUUAAUUUCUAAUGAAUGGAAGGUUAAGUUUGAACUUUAUAUAGCAGAGGAUGGAUUAUUUGGAGGCUUCAAUAAUGGCACAUGGGAUGGAAUUAUCAAUAAGGUUUAUUCUGACAACGCAGAUAUUGGCAUACAAGGAAUUACACCAACUGCUGAAAGAAGUAAGGUUGUUGAUUUUUCAGAAAGCUUUCAAUACACUUAUAUUUCCAUAAUCCGGCGAACUACACUGGAAAAGUUAUCGUUCAUCAACUAUGAGUUUUUAGAACCUCUGGAUAAUAUUCUACUCGUGGUGAUAAUUAUUUCCAGCAUACUACUUCACAUUAUGUUGUUUUUAUUUGAGAAUGUUAGUGUCCGUCUUUUAAAGACAGGAGAACGUUUUGCAUGGAGAGACGUGUUCUCAUAUACAACAGGUUUAAUAUUCCAACGCGAUAUUGGAGGACGAAAUCCCGUUAGCAGCCAUGGAAGGCUAUCAGCGUUGUCUUUUGCUGUCUGCAUGACUGUCAUAAUGUCAACGUACACCGCAAAAUUAACGGCAAAUGGAAUCAAUAACCAGGAAACGGACGACUUUUUGGGAAUAAUCGAUCCAAAGGUUGGUUCAUAUCCUGUUGGCGAGUCUUCACUUUCAAUCUUAAAACCAACCGCAGCGUUCACGUUCGGAACAGUGAAAAGCACAAGUUUAGAAAGCUUCUUUCAACAUCACUCUUCAAAUAGGUUUCGGAGGGUCUAUCACUUCAUGAAACCGUAUUCUGUCAGCAGUGAAGAAGAAGGUGUGAAAGCUGUACUAUCAGGAAAACUUGAUGCAUUUAUCACAGAAAGUGCACUUGUUUUAGCUGUUACUUCACGGGCUAAAUAUUGUUUCACAACACAAACAUUUAUUGAUGAUAAAUACGAAAGCGAGCUGGCAUUUGCUGUACAGAAGAAUUCAUCAAUUUUAAAAAAAAUAUCUUUAGCAAUGUUAAAGUUUAAAGAGAACGGUGAAAUUAACCGAUUGACAAAACAAUGGUUUUACCAACCAGAAUGUCAAUCGUUUGACAAAAACAACCAAACAUUUGGAUUGGAAUAUUUUGGUGGUUUAGUAGUUGUUUUUGCAGUCUCUUUUCUCGUGUGUCUUGGUAUACUUGCAAUUGAGCAUGCUUACAGCUGCAACAUAAACAGUAAAAAUGUUUCCAAAACAAACAGUGAACCUUCCGAAGAUGUGAAGUUUUUAGAGACUAACGUUUAA
Hydractinia symbiolongicarpus is the source of this 2388-nucleotide messenger RNA. Its product is annotated as glutamate receptor ionotropic, NMDA 2B-like. The transcript has 9 exons. The coding region runs from base 1 to 2388 and encodes 795 amino acids. Gene Ontology annotation, cellular component: plasma membrane; postsynaptic membrane. The record is from RefSeq and is a predicted model, not a curated record. Gene Ontology annotation, molecular function: transmitter-gated monoatomic ion channel activity involved in regulation of postsynaptic membrane potential; glutamate-gated receptor activity. Gene Ontology annotation, biological process: modulation of chemical synaptic transmission; synaptic transmission, glutamatergic. Lineage: Eukaryota; Metazoa; Cnidaria; Hydrozoa; Anthoathecata; Hydractiniidae.